AUGGCAAGAAGAUAUCCUUUAAGAAAGGAGGCCAGAGCAUUAGGGGCUGUGCAGAUAAUUCUUGCCUUGAUUCACUGUGCCCUGGGGAUUCUCUGUGAUCGUUUGUUUCUCAAAGAGGAGAAUAUACAAAAUACUGGUUUUAUACCUGUGUUGGUUAUACUCGGGUACAUAUUUUGGUCCUCACUGUUUUUCAUCAUCUCAGGAUCUGUCACCAUGGGAGCCCAGAAGAAACCCAUACGGUAUAAGCUUAUUUCUGCCAUUGUUAUGAACAUCCUGAGUGCCUGCUUUUCUGCAAUUGGAGCACUUAUAUUAUUGAUUGCAUGUUUCACUUAUAGCUCAGAAAAGGAUGAAUAUGUUUGGUCACAUUUAGCUGGUAGUAUGAUUUUACAGUAUUUACUCUUCAGUGCCAUCACAGAACUGAUCACUGUCUCCAUAACUCUCUCCUGGAUUGUGAAAGCAUUAUACCAUCCAGAAACCAGUGAAGAGAAACUGUCAGUGGCGUUUAACAUCAUGUCUGCCUAA
Messenger RNA from Phacochoerus africanus (Common warthog), 522 nucleotides. Its product is annotated as membrane-spanning 4-domains subfamily A member 12-like. The record is from RefSeq and is a predicted model, not a curated record. The transcript is spliced from 6 exons. The coding region runs from base 1 to 522 and encodes 173 amino acids. Gene Ontology annotation, biological process: cell surface receptor signaling pathway. NCBI's taxonomy places the organism in Eukaryota, Metazoa, Chordata, Mammalia, Artiodactyla, Suidae. Gene Ontology annotation, cellular component: plasma membrane.